AAAGACUCAAAAGACUCAAAAGACUCAAAAGACUCAAAAGACUCAAAAGACUCAAAAGACUCAAAAGACUCAAAAGACUCAAAAGACUCAAAAGACUCAGACUCAAAAGACUCAAAAGACUCAAAAGACUCAAAAGACUCAAAAGACUCAAAAGACUCAAAAGACUCAAAAGACUCAAAGGACUCAAAAGACUCAAAAGACUCAAAAGACUCAAAAGACUCAAAAGACUCAAAAGACUCAAAAGACUCAAAAGACUCAAAAGACUCAAAAGACUCAAAAGACUCAAAAGACUCAAAAGACUCAAAAGACUCAAAAGACUCAAAAGACUCAAAAGACUCAAAAGACUCAAAAGACUCAAAAGACUCAAAAGACUCAAACGACUCAAAAGACUCAAAAAACUCAAAAAACUCAAAAGACUCAAAAGACUCAAAAGACUCAAAAGACUCAAAAGACUCAAAAGACUCAAAAGACUCAAAAGACUCAAAAGACUCAAAAGACUCAAAAGACUCAAAAGACUCAAAAGACUCAAAAGACUCAAAAGACUCAAAAGACUCAAAAGACUCAAAAGACUCAAAAGACUCAAAAGACUCAAAAGACUCAAAAGACUCAAAAGACUCAAAAGACUCAAAAGACCAAAACUCAAAAGACUCAAAAGACUCAAAAGACUCAAAAGACUCAAAAGACUCAAAAGACUCAAAAGACUCAAAAGACUCAAAAGACUCAAAAGACUCAAAAGACUCAAAAGACUCAAAAGACUCAAAAGACUCAAAAGACUCAAAAGACUCAAAAGACUCAAAAGACUCAAAAGACUCAAAAGACUCAAAAGACUCAAAAGACUCAAAAGACUCAAAAGACUCAAAAGACUCAAAAGACUCAAAAGACUCAAAAGACUCAAAAGACUCAAAAGACUCAAAAGACUCAAAAGACUCAAAAGACUCAAAAGACUCAAAAGGCUCAAAAGACUCAAAAGACUUAAAAGACUCAAAAGACUCAAAAGACUCAAAAGACUCAAAAGACUCAAAAGACUCAAAAGACUCAAAAGACUCAAAAGACUCAAAAGACUCAAAAGACUCAAAAGACUCAAAAGACUCAAAAGACUCAAAAGACUCAAAAGACUCAAAAGACUCAAAAGACUCAAAAGACUCAAAAGACUCAAAAGACUCAAAAGACUCAAAAGGCUCAAAAGACUCAAAAGACUUAAAAGACUCAAAAGACUCAAAAGACUCAAAAGACUCAAAAGACUCAAAAGACUCAAAAGACUCAAAAGACUCAAAAGACUCAAAAGACUUAAAAGACUCAAAAGACUCAAAAGACUCAAAAGACUCAAAAGACUCAAAAGACUCAAAAGACUCAAAAGACUCAAAAGACUCAAAAGACUCAAAAGACUCAAAAGACUCAAAAGACUCAAAAGACUCAAAAGACUCAAAAGACUCAAAAGACUCAAAAGACUCAAACGACUCAAAAGACUCAAAAAACUCAAAAAACUCAAAAGACUCAAAAGACUCAAAAGACUCAAAAGACUCAAAAGACUCAAAAGACUCAAAAGACUCAAAAGACUCAAAAGACUCAAAAGACUCAAAAGACUCAAAAGACUCAAAAGACUCAAAAGACUCAAAAGACUCAAAAGACUCAAAAGACUCAAAAGACUCAAAAGACUCAAAAGACUCAAAAGACUCAAAAGACCAAAACUCAAAAGACUCAAAAGACUCAAAAGACUCAAAAGACUCAAAAGACUCAAAAGACUCAAAAGACUCAAAAGACUCAAAAGACUCAAAAGACUCAAAAGACUCAAAAGACUCAAAAGACUCAAAAGACUCAAAAGACUCAAAAGACUCAAAAGACUCAAAAGACUCAAAAGACUCAAAAGACUCAAAAGACUCAAAAGACUCAAAAGACUCAAAAGACUCAAAAGACUCAAAAGACUCAAAAGACUCAAAAGACUCAAAAGACCAAAACUCAAAAGACUCAAAAGACUCAAAAGACUCAAAAGACUCAAAAGACUCAAAAGACUCAAAAGACUCAAAAGACUCAAAAGACUCAAAAGACUCAAAAGACUCAAAAGACUCAAAAGACUCAAAAGACUCAAAAGACUCAAAAGACUCAAAAGACUCAAAAGACUCAAAAGACUCAAAA
Messenger RNA from Uranotaenia lowii, 2133 nucleotides. RefSeq names its product dentin sialophosphoprotein-like. Gene Ontology annotation, molecular function: collagen binding. Gene Ontology annotation, cellular component: nucleus; cytoplasm. The record is from RefSeq and is a predicted model, not a curated record. NCBI's taxonomy places the organism in Eukaryota, Metazoa, Arthropoda, Insecta, Diptera, Culicidae. Gene Ontology annotation, biological process: dentinogenesis; odontoblast differentiation.